Messenger RNA from Leguminivora glycinivorella, 1431 nucleotides. Its product is annotated as trypsin-like. Gene Ontology annotation, biological process: proteolysis. The transcript has 4 exons. The record is from RefSeq and is a predicted model, not a curated record. Bases 272 to 1405 code for a protein of 377 amino acids. Lineage: Eukaryota; Metazoa; Arthropoda; Insecta; Lepidoptera; Tortricidae. Gene Ontology annotation, molecular function: serine-type endopeptidase activity.
UGUAUCGUUAAGCCAUUGAUUGACCACAACACUCUUUUUGUCUUCUCAUUGUAAUAAUAUUCUUGCAAUGGUUCGCAAUAAACGAUUCUACUUUUUUAAGGAUUAUUUUUAUUACAAUAUUUUCGUCUACCACACAUAUAUGAAAGAUAAAACGACUCCAUAAUGUUUGUAAGACCAUUCAUCGAUUAUCUUUAAAUCAUUUUAUAAACCAAAUAGCGUAUAAAUAUAAACCUAAAAAAACCAGUCGGCCGCGCAAAUCAUAAAAUGUAAAAUGCCAAACGGGUGCCAGAAAUGUUGGGAAGAAUUCAAGGGAUGGCUAAAGGCAUUUACGCCCGUAGAAAUAUUUUUGACCAUAAUAGAAGCUUUACUAUUAAUAUUACUUCUAGUGUUUUUAAUAUUUUUAGUUAUCCAUCUUCUUACGUGUCAUGGGGUGGUUGAUGAGAGUACAACGGAUCGUGCCAUAGUCAGUGAUAUUACCACCGUAGCUCCAAAAAAUGUAACAAAGAAAUCGACUUCUAGUAGUAAAAAAUCGCGGCCAACCUGCACUUAUACUAAAGAACAAAAAAGUAAUUUGACAACGCCGUCUGCGAACGAAACUGAUGCUACAAGUCCAUACUCAACGGCCGCCCCAAGGUACACAACGCCCACCCACCCCGACCAGAUCGUACCAAUCACGUCGGACGGCGAGCUAGCCGAUGAGAGCGAGAAACUUCACGUUAUGGCGCUAGUGAAGAUCAAACCGAGUGGCGUGACGUUCGGGUGUAUACUUACUGUCGUGGCUGAGCGGUGGGUGGUUACCGCUGCGAGCUGCUUGGAUUCUAUUGAAGAGGUGGACUCACUAGAUAACUUCGUGAUAAUGGACAACUACGGCGCCCUAAACAAGGGUCGGUCUCACCCCGUGUCCGACGUGCGCGUGCAUCCCCUCUACAACGGCGGCAACAAGACGUACGACUUGGCGCUGCUGCAGAGUGAGGACGGGUUAGGUAGACCCCCGGUCCAGUUGGCGUCGCUUUUGGAUUACUUCAAACUGCCGAUAGGGGAGGCCGGGAGCAUAUUGGGAUUUGGUAGGUUUAGAACAAUAGACCAGAGCGUCCCGCAGCAAGUUCACUCCGCCGUCGUGCACAUCCUGCCGUACUCUCACUGCGACUCGCCCGAGUAUCGCGAGCGGCACCUCAUACCCCUCGCCCCCGUAGCUCACGGCCGCUGCGGGGCGUCGCCGCUCUGUCUCGGCGUGCUUCACGCGCGCGGCGCGCCGUGUAACUACUGCGCCGGCGCGCCGCUCAUGCGUGCGGGCAAGCUGCUGGGUGUCAUGGCGGAUAACGAACAGUGUGGCGCGGCGUGCGAGCCGGCGCUCUAUGCGAACGUGGCCGCAGAGCGGCAGUGGCUACACGCUAGUCUUAGCUAGGCUGAUAAUAAAGCUACUUAAAUAUG